This is a messenger RNA of Musa acuminata AAA Group (dessert banana), 499 nucleotides long. Its product is annotated as glutaredoxin-C7-like. The coding region runs from base 62 to 418 and encodes 118 amino acids. The transcript has a single exon. Lineage: Eukaryota; Viridiplantae; Streptophyta; Magnoliopsida; Zingiberales; Musaceae. The record is from RefSeq and is a predicted model, not a curated record.
CAUCGAACCUCCUUUUCCGUUGGCUCUUCUUGGUGGGUGGUUCUCUUUGCGAUCUCCGGCGAUGGAGAUAGCGGCGAGCUCGACGCAGGGGGGACUUGGGUUGGGAGGGGCGCUGACGAUCGACGGGGGCGAAGCGCCAGAGAGGAGGAUGGAACGGCUUUUGAGGGAGAGCCCGGUGGUGGUGUUCAGCCGGCCAGGGUGCUGCAUGGCCCACGUCAUGCGGCGGCUGCUGGAGGCGGUGGGGGCACACCCCACGGUGAUCGUGCUGGAGGAGGGGGAGACCGCGCCGGGGCCGGCGGCGGCGGAGGCCAUGCCCGCGCUAUUCAUUGGCGGGGCGGCCGUCGGCGGCCUCGAGGGGCUCAUGGCGCUCCACCUCGGCGGCGGCCUCGUGCCGCUUCUCCGAGAGGCCGGCGCGUGACGCGGCCCGUCCAAGGCCAAUAUUGUAAAUUUACGAUAUUUCCCUUCUUUUUCCUUCUAAAUUUGGGCCUCUUCCGAUGCU